GUUGUCGGGUCAGUGGGCAGCGGGCUGCCGGUGAUUGACCAGCUUCUCUCCCUGAUCUGUCAUCCGGCUGGCUUGGCGCCUCCCCUCUCCUCUAUAAAUGUACGAAAUCUAUUCAUUGCUCUCACACUGAGCCUGCUGAAGUAAGAGGAACUGUGAGGCUUCACGGGAUGUGUUGACAGACUAGAAUUUCGUCUUUUGGUCGUAUUUAUCCCUUCGCUAAUUCGUGGCAGUAUUCGCUUUUUCCUGUUGUUUUUAGCGUCGUUUAAUCUUAAAAUACCUCCUGCUACCAGUAGCAUUGCUUAUUUAUUUAUUUUUCUGUUUCGUUGGCUCUGACAGAGCUGUUGGUUAUCUAAGAUGAAGGCUAUUACUCCAGUCGGCCCCCAGGACUCCUCCUCCAGCAGCAGCCCGCUCUCCCUGCACUAUCUGUCGAAACAGAGCCUCAACAUCGCCCGGUACAGGAUGGAAGAGGAGGACCUGUUCUGCCUGCAGUACGACAUGAACGACUGCUACAGCCGUCUGAAGCGCCUCGUGCCUACCAUUCCGCAGGAUAAGAAAGUCAGCAAAGUGGAGAUCCUCCAGCAUGUCAUAGACUACAUCCUGGACCUGCAGCUGGCCCUGGAGACGCACCCUUCUCUUCAUAAACAACAGCCACAACGGACCGGGACCUGCCCUCCUCCUUCAUCCAACCCCAACAGGACGCCGCUGACCGUGCUCAACGUUGACCACCAUCAGAGGACAUCACUAGUAAAGAAACCAGAAGACUCAAUUUUAUGUCGUUGAGAUGUAAAAACUGCAUUGAUCGUGGGAAAGCAUCACAUCCUGUUUGAUAAGGAGCCACAUUGGUCAGCCUGUUUUCCACUCGUGAUCGAGGGAGUAGACACGCCGGCCCCAUGACCAGUCAUUCGGAAAUGUCAUUAUGAACACAGUAUCAUUAUUAUCAAAACAAGAGCCUGGCUGGGCUGCGAGUGGAGCCAAUUGUUUGCACAGGUGUGAAUGUGUGCACUCUCAUUUAGUGUUUGUGCAUCAGUGAGUUUUUUCCACCGUGAAUUUCUUGCAAAAGAUGACAAUAUAAAAUUAACACUUUCUAUUUUACUUGUUCAUUAUCCACCACUCUGCUAUCCUCCUCUUCUGGGUGAGUUUUAUCUUGAUUGUAAGCAAGGAUAAAAGGUAAAAACUAAUCAAAUGCUCUUUUCCUCACAGAAGAAACGCCCAGCUCCUAAUUUUCACAAAUUUGUACACUGCACCAUGACACAAACACAUUAAACAGGGAUGCUUGCCGUCGUCUCUGCCUUGAAUUAACCUUCUGCAUAUGUUAAACUGCAAUAACAGGUUUAGCUGUGGUGCCUCGCCUCCUUCUCUCCCUGAUUUAACUCCACAUUACAGUGUUCCACGGGGGCCUAUAUCCCUGCGUGUUAAUCACUGCUCUUCCUGGCUCACAGUGAAAUAUAUGGCGGGUGCUUGCAGAGGAACAGUGGAGGACAAAAACGUGCUCGCUCUUGGACACUACUUGAUUACAGACUAAUUGGUCUAGAGUGAUUAAACAUCUCAUGCUUCUCACUAAUUGCAGCUAUUUAAAGCAGCUAUUAGCUUAAAAUGCCUGCCACCAACAGCCGUUUACUCAUAAACAAAAUGUGAGAUGCAGCUAUUCACCUGUACCUCUCAGACUUAGAGGGAAGCGGGAAGCUUUGUGCCACUGCCAGACUUCAUAGAACAUAUGAAAUAUUUACGCUCACAUUUUUCCACGCAGAAAGUGAGCGUCUGAUGUGAUUCCUUGCACUGCUUUUGAGAUGAGCUUUUAAAAAUGAGAGGUUAUCAAUCCUCUACUUCAAAUUUUGACUAACAGAUGUACAUUUUUAUUGAUGCAUGAUUUGCCACCAUUUGCAUCUGAUAAUUAAUGCACAAAUCAUUUCUUCAUCUGGGCUCUGUGUUAAUGACACUUGAUUCUUUUAUAGAUGAAAUGAAAAUAUGAGGAAACAGUCAUCCCUCUGUGGGUCAUUCAUUUUAACUGAGCAGCCUCGAUAGAUGCUUUAUACUCCGGGACACUCAAAGAAGGAUGUGUGUACACACACUCAACUUGUUUAUGUGAUCAAAGCCUGAAGCAUCUAUCAAACACACUUACAGGAGACUUAAUGUGGUUACACCCACCAGUUUAGCUUCACUCAGAGCCUCUUCCAGGGCAACAGCAAACAACGGCAGGGGUGAAAGAGAAGGGAGAAGGACAGAUGCGGGGAGAAAGGAGGAACAGGGUUAAAGAGAGUUGGAGGGAUGGAAGGAGGAGGGAGGACUUGGCAUCACCAGUGCCAACUCUGGCUCCCGGGAGACAGGCGAUGAAUUACAGAAAUGAGAUCUCAGACAAAUGCCAAGCUUUUCCAAAGAGAGGCGAGAACGGCUGCUUGCCCCCUGGAGAACACAGUGAUUAGAGAGGGGGGACCAGGGGUCUGCCAAGCCCCUUAAAGGAUCUGUGUGUGUGUGUGUGUGUGUGUGUGUGUGUGUUUUGUGUGCAUGGCUGUGUGCAUGCAAGGGUGGCACCAGGACAACAACCAUGUCACAGAACAUGACCCUGAGGUGCAGCCAUCAGACAGCCAAUAUGGCGGGUAAAUACCGCUGCUGCAUCAGAGCGGAAGGGCUCCAACUGCCUCCAAUCAAACAGGUUUCUGUUCACCUAAUGAGCUUAAUUAACCAGGCCUAGUUUACAUUUCUCUGCUUAAAAAUAGGCAGGCAACAAGUCACAUUUACCAGUGUAAUCUGUGUAUUAAGGACCUGUAUAUUAAGAUAUAUAUUAUAUAAAUAUUUAUUGCUUAUAUCAUUCAAAUGAAGCCAACUGUAUUAAUUUGGAUGUAACAAUGAUGACAUCUUUACUCAAAUUGACUCAAAAAUCAGAAAGACAAAAGGAGAAAAGUGCACUUUCCCACUUUAUUUGGAGCUGAUUAUAUAUAUAUAUAUAUAUAUAUAUAUAUAUAUAUAUAUAUAUAUAAACUCUGGUGUUUCAUGCUUACAGUAAGACUAAUAUUCUCUAUAAUAAUGAAUAAAUAGUAGCCUUUUACUCUUGUGCAAAUACAGUAUUAUCUUUCACUGAUCACAAUGAAAAGUUUAUUAUAAAAAUAAACAAGAAAUUAUAUGAAAAUAUUAAACUUGACAAAAGAAAUGGGGCAUGCAAAUUUGACUAUGACAUCCAAGAUUACAAUCCACAUAUCAAGCAAAUGAAAACCAACCAACCAGCAAGAGCAGGAAGUAGAGAAGGGUUGAAUACUCAGUACCAGAGGUCACAGGACUGGUGGAUGUGUUCCCUCCAUCAUUAAAACUGUUGAGAAUUACAGAGUCAAGAUUUUAAAAAAAAAAUCAAGAAAGAAAAGUGAAAUAAAAUUUCCUGCUUUAUCCCAACACAAUGAAACGCCACAUCAGCAUAAUGGAAAACCAGCCUGCCAACUUUGCAGCUGGACCAAUUGCACAUUAUUUGCACAUCUGGUGUGAACUGUCUUGACUCACUAUUUAACUGAACAAUUGUUAAUUCAACAUUGACAACAAAAAUGACCAUUUUCUCCUUUAUAAAUACACCAAAACCAGAAAACCAUAUUGCUUUUAUUACUUUGAUAUAUGGUUCAAACCUCAGCUGCGGCUUUCCUGCGUGGCGUUUGCAUGUCCUUAUGUUCUCUGAUUUCCUCCUGCAGUCCAAAAAUAGCUCAAUUUGUGAUUCUGAAUUCGCCCUAGGAAGAUGAGCGUUUUUGUAUGUUUGUUUGUUUGUUUUUUUCCUGUGAGGGACUGGGAGCCUUUUCUGGAUGUACCCUGCCUCUUGCCUAAUAGCAGCUCAGAUAGGGUCCAGCCAACCCCUGACCCUGCUCUGGAAUAAAGAGGUAUAAACAAUAAAUGAGUGGAUGUU
This is a messenger RNA of Melanotaenia boesemani (Boeseman's rainbowfish), 3877 nucleotides long. RefSeq names its product inhibitor of DNA binding 4 (gene id4). The record is from RefSeq and is a predicted model, not a curated record. Gene Ontology annotation, cellular component: nucleus; cytoplasm. The coding region runs from base 355 to 780 and encodes 141 amino acids. NCBI's taxonomy places the organism in Eukaryota, Metazoa, Chordata, Actinopteri, Atheriniformes, Melanotaeniidae. Gene Ontology annotation, biological process: circadian regulation of gene expression; cell differentiation; negative regulation of transcription by RNA polymerase II. Gene Ontology annotation, molecular function: transcription regulator activity; protein dimerization activity. The transcript has 3 exons.